CCUGUGUGUUGGACGCACGUCGUUUUUGAAUGUGUCGUGUUUGUUUACGCAAGUGUACAGUGAAGUGAGUUUUAUAAGCUUAUACUAAUUAAUGGUGAGGAGCAGUGAGCUGGUCUCAAGAUGCCGGUCAGCAACCAGCUCCGGCUGCUGCUGUGGAAGGACUACCUUAUGAGAAAAAGAAAGCCGAUUACUCUAGCUGGUAUAUUUUGGGCUAUCGGAGUAGUGGCUAGUAUUUGUAUAGUGCGAUUUAACAUAGAUAAUCAGGACUUCCCAACAUGUCAAUUUGCUGCGCGAGCAUUACCUAGUGCGGGGCUGCUAACAUUUCUCCAGUCGUUCAUCUGCAAUGUCAACAAUGAAUGCAAUCCUAUGGACCAAUUCGAAGAGAUACCCACUUACGAGAAAUCUAAGUUGACAGAAAUACAGCGACAGAUGUCCCCUUUGGUCAACAAUGAGACUAUAAUCGACGUGGCGGCUUCCAUUCCUGAUGCACUGAAGCUCAUCUCAACCCUAUCUGCCGUUGCUGAUGAACCAGCAUUCCUCGACUUAGCUAAAAAUGGUAUCCAUGUGAAAGAUAUGCUGAGGAGUCGUAACAAAGUACAACGUUACCUGAAAGAUCAGUUGGCCCUACCUGAUGAUGUUGUCAAUGACAUCAUUGAGGCUAGAAUUGGAUUCGAAGGUGUGCAGCGCAACUUCUAUGAGGAAGACGAUUAUUAUCGAAGAUGACCAGAAAAUGGAGAUUCUUGUGAGCAAACUAUGCAAGCUUACAAAAAGUGAAAUACAAAAGAUUAUGGGAGACUUAGUGACAGAAAUCGAUUUAGGAAAAUAUAUCACUAUGGCAGGUAACAUGUAUACGAGAUUGAGUGGUGACAACAGAUUGGCGCAACUAGGGAAAAUGACGACAGCUGCGUUGCGAAUGAUGUCCAGACAAAGCUUCCUGCCACCUGAGUUGAACGAUAUCAUAAGUGGAGACGGCACAGAAUUCACC
Leptidea sinapis is the source of this 985-nucleotide messenger RNA. It is a transcript of the gene ldd, whose product is annotated as retinal-specific phospholipid-transporting ATPase ABCA4-like. The transcript is spliced from 8 exons. Bases 121 to 723 code for a protein of 200 amino acids. The record is from RefSeq and is a predicted model, not a curated record. NCBI's taxonomy places the organism in Eukaryota, Metazoa, Arthropoda, Insecta, Lepidoptera, Pieridae.